Messenger RNA from Polistes canadensis, 3553 nucleotides. It is a transcript of the gene vari, whose product is annotated as MAGUK p55 subfamily member 2. Bases 798 to 2165 code for a protein of 455 amino acids. Gene Ontology annotation, cellular component: plasma membrane; cell-cell junction. The transcript has 7 exons. The record is from RefSeq and is a predicted model, not a curated record. Gene Ontology annotation, molecular function: protein binding. NCBI's taxonomy places the organism in Eukaryota, Metazoa, Arthropoda, Insecta, Hymenoptera, Vespidae.
GAGUCGUGGCAAAGCAGGAGAAGAAGAAGGGCCCCCACCUGUUUCAGAAAGUCGAACGGACUGAACGAACUGAACGGGCUGCCUACGCGGAGGGGAAAAACGUCAGUAGUAGGCGCGGCAGUUUUCAGACGCCGCUACCUCAGCGUACACCUAGUUUACAACACGUUAUCUUUUGUUUCUUUAUUCUUUUACAUUUUUCUCCUUUUGGGUUUUUUCGUCUUUUUUUUUUUAUUCCUUUUCAUAGAAAAUUAAAUAUGAAACACAAUAUAAUAGGAAGCUAAAGUUCUAGUAGAGUACGCCCUCCCCCCGCCCGCCCGUCACCCGCUACCCUAACAUUUACAUAUAUAUAUAUAUACAUAUUCGUUAUCGUGACGUUUUUCUCGCCCUCUACAAAAACGACCGCGAUCAAUAUCAACGUUGUACGUUUCUAUUCAUCGAGGCCACUGACUCGUUUCAACCAACAACUACUCUCGUCCAGGUUCAACUCAAGCCUUUAAACAUCUUUCUUUGAAAGAAGCAUCUUCUUCCAGGACAUCGACGACAACGUUAAAAAUCAUUUGUCUCAGGUCCAGGAACGUCUCGAGGACGCACCGGUCCCUGUGGAACCGGUAUGCUCUUCUGUUUGUGACAUCGUUGACGAGGUUUGCCACGAUCUUCAAUUCUACAGAAACGAAUACGCUCGUGAAUUGGUCGUUCUGUUGAGAAACUCCCACUUAAAGGCACUCUUAGAAACUCACGACGCUGUUGUGGAACGUAGAGAAGCUUCAUCGAUCUCAGAAACGAUUCAACCUUUAGUUAUGCCUUCCGACGAGAGAACGGAAGUUAUUAGAGUCGUUGGACUCACUAGACAACCCGACGAACCAUUGGGUUUAACAGUGCAAGUAGACGAAUCUGGUAACUUGAUAAUCGCCAGAAUCCUUGGUGGUAGCACAGCAGCAAGACAAAGACUGUUAAGAACAGGCGAGGUGAUCCUGGAAGUAAAUGGAAAGACUGUUCACAAUCCCGAUGAAUUGCAACAGGCCAUACAGGAGGCUAAAGAAAAUCUCUUUUUAAAAUUGGCCCCUGGAAUUGCCAAUGAUGGCAGUAGACCACUCAAGUCGACGUGUUAUAUGCGAGCCUUGUUCGAUUACGAUCCAUCAGAAGAUACACUUUUACCCUGCAAAGAAAUUGGCUUGCGUUUCGACAAAGGUAAUAUCCUGCAAAUAGUAGAUCAAGCAGAUCCAAAUUGGUGGCAAGCACGAAGGGUCGAAGGUGAAGGCCUAAGUUCAGCUGGUCUCGUACCAUCUUUGGAAUUGGAAGAACGAAGAAAAGCAUUCGUACCACCCGAGGCAGAUUUCGUUCACAAAAUAAGCAUCUGUGGGACUAGAAUUUCGAAGAAAAAGAAAAGGAAAAUGUAUCAGUCGAAAUCCAACGGUGAAUUUGAUAGUGCUGAGUUGCUUCUUUAUGAGGAAGUUGCUAGAAUGCCACCGUUUAGGCGUAAAACUUUGGCAUUGGUUGGACCACGUGGUGUUGGUAGACGAACGUUGAAAAACAGGCUGAUUAAUAGUGAUCGAGAAAAAUUUGGCACGAUCGUACCAUACACAUCUCGUCCUCCCAGAGUUCUCGAGGAAGAUGGAAAAAGUUAUUGGUUUACCGAUAGAGAAAGUAUGGAACAAGAUAUCAGAGAACAUCGGUAUUUGGAAUACGGUGAACAUGGUGGUCAUUUAUACGGAACAAAAUUAGACUCCGUUAGAGAAUUAAUAAGAGCAGGAAAGAUGUGUGUCCUAGAUUGUAGUCCAGCUGCAUUGAAGAUACUUCAUAAUAGUACAGAAUUUAUGCCUUAUGUUAUCUUCAUAGCAGCACCGGGAAUGGAACAAUUAAAGAGUUUGUAUGAUCUUGGAAGGUCUACAGGAGCUAGCAGUAGAAAUUUGACGUUUGACCGGCAGAGUUCGAUAAGGUACAGCUCGAGGAGGGCCAGAACACUAGAAUCCCUUGCAUCUUUAUAUGAGGAAGACGAUUUAAAAUCGACAUUGGAAGAAUCAGCAGCUUUACAAAGGGCCUAUGAAAAAUAUAUCGAUCUCGUGAUCGUCAACGAAGAUUUUGAUCAAACCUUCAGACAAGUUGUUGCAGCGUUAGACGCAUUGGCUACUGAACACCAGUGGGUACCAGUCAAUUGGAUCUAUUAAUUGAAAAACUAUCAACAACAGAUGUAAACAAAGUUUACGUCUUUGUGAACAAAAUCUCUCACGAGUCUCGGAUUAAACGUUUACGAGUGUGAGAAAGAACUAAACAAUUACUGCCGAUAAAUUGCGAUUAUAAAUCGUGAAUUUGAAUAGGCCAUUUAGGAAAAAAUCGAGCUAAGACGUUUACGAUAACAUUCGAACGUUUGAUUAUAAUCGACACGUGAAGCCAGAAAUUGCAGAAUGACAUUUUUUUUUAUUUAUUUAUUCCAAUCAAUUUUUUUUCAUAUCAGACGAAUAUUUACGAUUAUUUUCUUUUAUUAACCCAUUUAGACCUGUAAAUUAAUUGAUUCAUGAAUUUUAUGACAUUUUUGUGGAAUCAAGCACAUCCAUGCCAAAUACUUAAAUAUGAUUCGUGAGAAAGUUGACUACGGGGCCUGGAUAGCUCAAUGGAUAAAGCUGUUGCCCCGAAAGUGAAAGAUUUCUGGGUUCAAAUCGUCCCAGUUCCAAAUUAGUCUAGUGGUUCAAUUUUUUCACGAAUCCUAAAAUUGUGUUAUUAAUAUAAUUAAAAAUAUUUAAAAUCGAUUAGAACAAACACUAGAUAAAUAUUAAAUUUAUGGGGAUUUUUCCGAGAAUCAUGUGUUUCGUACAGAGGAUGUUUCUGGAGUUGUGAUGAAUCUAUUUAGAAAAAAAUAAUUAUUGGUUAAUAAAAAUAGAAUUUUAUAUUAUUUGAAGAUACGAUUUAUUAAUUAAAAUGUUGAUAAUAAAAAGUAUAUGGUGCCAUGAUGUUUGAGUUCCAAAUAUCUGUCAAAAAUGAUUUCGAAUUUUACAGUUUUAUAACUUUUGGGACACCCUCUAUAGCGGUAAAAUAAAUUAAUAUAAAUUUGUUUAAACAGAUUAUACCGUUAUAUGGUAGGCCUAAAUGGGUUAAUACCAAAGAUUAUUAUUCAUCGAUUUUAUUAAUACGUUAUAAUUAUUUAUGCGAAUAUUAAGUAUUAGCGCCUAAAAAUAGACAAUAUUUAAUAGUCACCUAUUAAUUCAAACAUCUUAUGUCUCUUAUGAUCGGCAACGUAUUAAACAUUAUAGCGCUAAAAGGAUGCACGUACAAGUAUGUUGCUAUAUCAUAAGUGAUUAGGUAUAAUAUUAAAUAUUCCCAUUAAAUAAUUAUAUAAUACAAAAAAAAAACAAUACAUUAAGUAUUCUAAUCAGUUCCGUGUCAGGAAAAAAAUAAUCGACAUAAUUUCUUAUUUGAUCCAAAUUCGAACGUCUCAUGCCGUUUUUGUAGGAAGUACAAUCGUAGAAUUGAUGUUAAUUCUUUUUUAAGUUCAUAAACGAGAUUAUUUUUCGCCAUUAUCCGUAACACAGCAUUUCUACUGUCUUAUAUGUAAAGAUAU